Penicillium lagena is the source of this 282-nucleotide messenger RNA. RefSeq lists its product as uncharacterized. Bases 1 to 282 code for a protein of 93 amino acids. Lineage: Eukaryota; Fungi; Ascomycota; Eurotiomycetes; Eurotiales; Aspergillaceae. The record is from RefSeq and is a predicted model, not a curated record. The transcript has a single exon.
AUGGCCCGUCAACUCCCUACGCCAGUCGCUAGCCGCCCCGGCACACCUAUCAACCCCGUCCCUAAUAUGGACGAGGAAUUCUCGCAGCUCCCGCUCCAGUGCAGCAGAAAAGGACUGGGCGAAUCGACCGAGAUCUACUACGUCUCGCCUUACUACAACGUUGUCGAAAAGAUCAAGCUUCCUGCCUCGCCGCCGCCCUCGUACAUCGACCUGGCCAGCAACGAUAAGCAUCGGCAUCUGGACAUGGAUGACGAGGAGAGCAAGUCCGACGUGCAUUCUUGA